Messenger RNA from Formica exsecta, 5318 nucleotides. RefSeq lists its product as uncharacterized. Gene Ontology annotation, molecular function: chitin binding. The transcript has 9 exons. The record is from RefSeq and is a predicted model, not a curated record. NCBI's taxonomy places the organism in Eukaryota, Metazoa, Arthropoda, Insecta, Hymenoptera, Formicidae. The coding region runs from base 475 to 3744 and encodes 1089 amino acids. Gene Ontology annotation, cellular component: extracellular region.
CCUCAAGUCUCCGACAAGAUUACGCCAAUGCUCGGAUCGGGCCCCAAAGACGCCAAUGUGCCGCUCGACUCCCUCUCCGCCUUGUCGUCGGUCGUAGAAAGCUCUCAACCAGACGAUGGUGGUCAGAGCACAACGCUCCUGCUGGUAGCUUUUCCACUUCCAUCGCGCAGUCUUCUGGCCGGACCGGACGCCGCGAUCUCGCCCUGCACGAAAAACCUUGUCGCGCGCGUAUCGUCUUAUCUUGUCUCGUUUAAUUUUCGCGGCCCCACCGAAAGAAAAACCAAACGGCGAGCAUUUUCCCGGGGGCAUACGCAUCAGUUUUUCACUCGACGAAAAGUGCUCGCUCUUCUUCUUGUAAUAUAUCUAUACAAAAUAUACCUGUGAAUUUGCAUUUCAAGUGCCAGUCGAUGUAAGGACGUUGGUUUCAUGAGGAAUUAGCGAAGAACUAGCGGAGCCGAGAGAGACAGUGCCAACAUGCGGGAGAAACGAUGGCUGCUGCUGCUCGCUCUGUACGGAAUAUUAUUGGUCCAUGCGGUCUCCGCAGCACUCAAGACCAGACCGAAAUUCAAAAUUGCGACAACCUCCACGACGACAACCACGACGACAACUGAGGAGCCUCACGUGGAGGAAAAUGAAAACGCAAAUUCGGAGACGACAACAGUCGCAAUCGAAACAAACGGAACGACCGGGCACACUUUAACAGGAAUUCCACAAAUCGAUUACAUAUGGGACCCGAAUCUACCGCGCGAGUUAAAUGGCUAUAAUCUCAGUGAUUAUCCAUUCUAUAAUAGUAUACCCGAGGAUAUUGACUUCAAGUGCGACGGCUUGCACGACGGAUUCUACGCCAGCGUGCCGCACAAGUGCCAGGUCUAUCAUCAUUGUCUCUUUGGCACUCGCUACGACUUCCUGUGCGCCAAUUUCACGGCGUUCGACCAGAAGACCUUCAUCUGCCACUUCGUAUCCGAGGUCGAUUGCGCCAACUCCAAGAAGUACUGGCACAGAAAUGAUGCUCUUUAUCAAGCUGCCACGACUACGACCACCACUACGACUACCGUGAUGCCGGUUACUGCAUCGACCAGUCGACCGGCUGUACGCGACCGAAUUCCACCCAGGAGAAGACCACCGGCGAGAAGAAGACCCUAUGAUUACUACGAGGAAGACUACUACGACGACGAAUACGGUCGUCCAUCGCGAGACUUUGCCGGUCGAGACGAGUACGAGUACGACGACCGGAAGUACAGGCGUGAUAGAGAUCGCGAGUUUAGAGACCGGGAUCGCGAUCGCGACUUCCGGGAGAGAGAGCCGCCAUCGCGCGGCAGAGAUGAUAGAGAUCGAGAUGCCGCUAGAGACAGAUACUCGAGCAGAGGCAACAGAAGAGAUCCACCGAGGCCGAGGGAUCCGUUGGAGGAUGACUUGAGACCACGGGGAAGAAAUCCGGAUCAGGGUAUCAGAUCAACAUCGAAGGAGGUAGAUGAUUUAGAUGUGUACGAUAGACGAACGGAAUCGAGAAACAGAGAUACCGAUGAUCGAAGAUAUUCCGAUAAGAGGUACAAAGAUGAUUACGAUGAUAAGGAACCUGCAGCGCCUUCGGUGAGUGCGACGUCCAACGCGGAAGGUCUGGUGAAACCAGCUGCGCCCAGCAGUUCAGUUUAUGCGAGACCGAGAACGCCGCCCAAGAUUAGACGACCGGUACCUAUCUCGGAACAAGAUAGAUAUGCAUACAAAACCACUCCCGUACAACCAACAGAGGAACCACGACGACGACCGGCAGAUUUGACGGAGGAUGAUUAUUACGAUUAUGAGUUAGAGGAUAUUAGACCGAUCAGGAGACCGCUCAGAAGAAGACCCUCGUACAGGGACAGAGAUAGGGACAGAGAUUUUUAUGAAACUCGGGACAGGGACCGUCCCAUCAGAACUCGUUAUCAUUCAUCGCCGGAAGAAGCACGACUCAGAACGCAUCAGGAUCGCUCAAGAGAUCGCUAUUUCGAUCGAGAUAGGGAUCGAAGUAGGGAUAGAUCUCCCGGAAAAGAUCGCGGUUCCGAGAGAUCCUCGGAUCGUGAUCGAGGAAAAUCACAAGAUUCCGAAAGAGCCUCGGAUCGUGAUCGAGGAAGAUCGCAAGAUCCCGAGAGAUCCUCGGAUCGCGAUUCGCGCGGAAGAUCGCAAGAUUCCGACAGGCAAGAACGACCAUAUUCGCCACGGCUUCUCGACCGCGAAAAAGACGUCGAACGACUGCGAUCAUCCUCGAGAUCGAAGGAUCUAUCGGACGGUACUGAAGCAUCCAGAAGACCAAACUCAUAUGAUCGAACAACCGAAAAAACUACUGCUACUACAACAACAACUACAACCACCUGCUUACCGGAACAGCUUAUUCACAAAUCUGAAGUAAACACCAAGGAUACGACUGAUCCAUCAGAAAAACCAUCGUAUUCGGAACGACCAUCCAGACCUACUCAGACACAAAGCGAUCACGUAGCGAGCGAUAUUCAAGAUUAUCACAGAAAUUUGUCUGGGCAAUCUCAGAGAACCUCUCAGCAAGCAGAUUAUCAAGACAGAGACUUGGAGAGUAAAAACGAACAGAUCCAUCAUCAAGUCGCAUAUACGGACGAAUACUCGGAAUAUUAUGACGAGCCGCUGGAAGAUCCGUCCCCGUCUCCGUCUCCUCCUCCAUCACGAACUGCCGUUCGAAUCGUGAAGAGGCCUUUCUUGCCAUCUCGAGGUGGUAAUCCUAAUCCGAGAGGAUUGUCACCGGUUGGCUCCAAAGCGCCGCAUUCGCCUAGAAGAGAGGAAGAAACAACCACUGAUCAUCAAAGCGCUUUACGCGAGAACCAACACAAGAGUUAUUAUGUACAAGAGGAACAAGAAGAUAAUAGAGACAUCAAUCAUCAAGAAUCACACCUGAAAUCGGACAAUAAACAAUAUGAUAUUUACAAAACCAUUCAAAGUGAUCAUCAGAAGAAGCAACAGCAAGACGAAUAUGACAGCGCGAUAUUUAGACCUGUGCUACGAAGACCGAUCGAAAAGCACAACGAAAAGGAGGAAGAAGAGGAGGUCUCGAGGAGUCCGGAAGAUCCGUCCAUUUUCUCCAAAGAAUACUCUACUCAGAACCAAUCCUACGAUUUAAGCAAUCAUCAAGAUGAGAGUCCAACAUCCAAGUGGACGGAGAAUUAUUCGAGCGAUAAGUACGCGAACACCGGCAACGUACAGACCGAUUCUCCGAUCCGUAGCAAAGUCAGAACCGGCACCGAAACCACGCCAAACAUCUACAGCUCGACGUACAGAAACGAGGAUAUCCCGGACCACUUGCCUUCGGGACCUGGCAAUAGCUACAGAGUCAAACAGAGAAUCAACGAAGUAACGCAUCGGCUUCAGGAUAUCCCCGAUAGUGAAUACGACGUUACUCUAAACGAUGCCCUGACGCCGACCUUGAUUCAAGAAGCCAAUUUGCCGAGCGGAUUCGUCCUACCUAUUCACAGACAGCAUCUGGGUAGAGACGCCGUGCUACAACCUUCCGAAAACAAUUACAAACUCUCCAGGCCCAUUAAUCAUCAUCAUCAGCAGCAGCAGCAGCAGCAGCAGCAUCCGCAUCAACAAAAAUCGUUCGUUCCGAGUCCUCAAUUUCUGCCGACAAACAUUAACAAUAACGAUCGAGCCCGAACGACGUAUUACAGAACACCGGAGGCUAUACAAAUCAGCGGGACGCAAUAUAGACAGCAGAGACAAUGGCAAGAUUACACCGUAUAUUGAUGGAAUAUAACAUCGUAUGAUGUAUCGUAUACGAGGGAGAGAUUUGAAAUUUUAUCUUGCUUCACGAACGAUAAACGACUAAUUUAUAUUGCCACCGAUCGACUUAUCUAGGAAAGACACUUUCGUGGAAGAAACGCUACUCACUUCUUUCUUUUAUGAAACUGGCUUUCCGCGGACAGACAUCGCGCGUUCGAUACUUAGCCUUGUUGUAAUCAAAGAUGAUCAAAGUAUCUUUCAUUCCAAAGAACGCACGACACGCUCGUCUCGACGCGUCGCGCCGCUCUGAGGGUAGAAAAUAAUCUGUAAACGAUUCAGUUAGCUAUUGAUAAUUUGUGAAUUUUAUAAAAUAAUAAAUUGUUCAUUAAAAUUUAAGAAAAAAUAGAAAUUAAAUAGAUCAUGGUAUAAAUCGCAAAAUGCCACGCUAUUUAGAAAGGAAAACAUAAUUCAAAUGAGAAGAUUUAAAAAAUGAGAUAUUAGUCAUCCUGAUACUUAUCGGUACUCAUGAUUCACGCAUAUCACAAUAAAAAGCAAAAGCAGGAUUAAUGUUCAACAAUAACAUCGAUCAUCAAUUAAUAACAUCAAUAAUUUCGCUGGAGAAAUUCUAUAUUACAUGAAUAUUAGAUCCAGUUGUAAUAAUGUAAAUGCUGCAGGAUAAUGUCAUAUAAUAAGCACUAUGUUUCCUCUGAAUUAGUAACGUGGAUACAGAAAUUAAUUUAAAACAUGAUACAAUUUAAUAAUAAUUUUAUUUGCGAUAAUAAUGCAUAUUAUUCAUGAUACUUAAUCGAGAUCGAAGUCUUUAUUGAAAUGUUAGAGGCGCUGAAAACAUUUAUUUCAACUUUAUAUUCUUCUUAAUUCAAACCAACUUGUAAAUAAUUGUAUGACACUCUAUUCUAUGUAUAUUCUCCUUAUAAUGCAAGUUACACUGUAAUUCAAAAUGCGAUAAAUAUAUUUCCCUAUUAAAAAUUGUAUACAUUAAAUCCUAUCGUUUGUCAAAUUUCGAUUGAUAUUAUUAGCGGAUAAGUCUUCCUGAGCGUGUAUCUUGUCUUAAGGUUAUGUCGAUAUUUACGUAUGAUAUAAAAGAGUGAGAAAAUAUACGUACCAUUGUGUUAUUCAUUGUGUCACACUGUCCUUCUUUAUAUAUAUGCUUUGACGCCAGCCAUAAUGACAAUAUAAAGAAUGAUACUUGAAAAUGUUCAGUUGCAGAGAACUUUUGAAGACCUUUAUUAUUAUAGUACAAAUGACAUAAAUUAUACAACGGAAUAUCUGAUACUAUAAGAAACAUUCAUAGACAUUAUAAGACCGAGUCGAGAAAUCCUGCAAUCGUAGAGACAAUCAAAUAAUUUCAUACUAAAGUUUCAAGCGACAAUCAUUUUUUUCCAGAUAGCCUUAAAUAACUGCUACUUACACUGCCUGUUAAUGUGCGAGAAAUAUAUAUAUAUAUAGACCAAAAAUAAUAUGUCGAAGAUUGAUAUCAGCAAUAAUAUAUAAUAUUUACACGAGAAAUACUUCAAGAUUGAAUCGUUCAUUGUGCCAAAAAAAUGCAGUGGUUCGCGAUCAACGAUAAAAAUUCAGUC